This is a messenger RNA of Hansenula ciferrii, 876 nucleotides long. RefSeq names its product epoxide hydrolase. Gene Ontology annotation, molecular function: epoxide hydrolase activity. The record is from RefSeq and is a predicted model, not a curated record. The transcript has a single exon. Lineage: Eukaryota; Fungi; Ascomycota; Saccharomycetes; Phaffomycetales; Wickerhamomycetaceae. The coding region runs from base 1 to 876 and encodes 291 amino acids.
AUGGCCUCAACAGUUAAAACUCAAUACGUUCAAGUCCCAGAUGGUUCAAAAGUCUUUUAUAGAGAAGCUGGAUCAUCUUCAAAACCAACAUUCUUAUUAUUACAUGGUUUCCCAACUUCUUCUCAUAUGUUUAGAAAUUUGAUUCCAAUCUUAGCACCUCAUUUCCAUGUUAUUGCACCAGAUUUACCAGGGUUUGGAUUCACUGAAACACCAGAAGGUUAUGUUCAUACUUUUGAUAAUUUAGCUAAAACAAUUGAUCAAUUCACUGAAUCUUUGAAAUUGGAUAAAUUUGCUGUUUAUAUCUUUGAUUAUGGUUCACCAGUGGCUAUUAGAUUAGCUUUAAACCAUCCAGAAAGAAUCAGUGCUAUUGUUUCACAAAAUGGUAAUGCUUAUGAUGAAGGUUUAGAUAGUGAUUUCUGGGCUCCAUUAAGAAAAUAUUGGGCUACAGGUAAUCCAGAUGAUGAAUUUUUCCAAAAAGCAUUAGGUGAUUUCAUUAAUGAUCCAAAAAAUACUUGGUCACAAUAUUAUGAUGGUGUUUCCAAGCCUGAAGUUAUUGAUCCAUUACCUGGUACUUUAGAUUAUCAUUUCAUUACAAGACCUGGUCAAACCAAAAUCCAAGUUGGGUUAUUUUAUGAUUAUCAAAAUAAUAAAAAAUUAUAUCCAUCUUUCCAAAAAUAUUUAAGAGAUUCUAAUGUCCCUGUUUUAGUUGCUUGGGGUAAAAAUGAUGAUAUUUUCCAAUAUCAUGCAGGUGAAGCUUUUAAAAGAGAUGUUAAGAAUUUAGAGUUGAAAUUUUAUGAUACUGGACAUUUUGCUUUAGAAACUCAUUUAGAAGAAAUUUCGAAUGAUAUUAUUAAUUUCUUACAAAAGAAUUUAUAA